Messenger RNA from Octodon degus (degu), 2054 nucleotides. It is a transcript of the gene Cfap221, whose product is annotated as cilia and flagella associated protein 221. Gene Ontology annotation, biological process: cilium assembly; cilium movement. Bases 1 to 1977 code for a protein of 658 amino acids. The transcript has 19 exons. Gene Ontology annotation, cellular component: cilium. Lineage: Eukaryota; Metazoa; Chordata; Mammalia; Rodentia; Octodontidae. The record is from RefSeq and is a predicted model, not a curated record.
AUGGGGCUCUCCGACAAAUGUGCUUCUGCCACAGCUCCUCCACAGCUAGACGUGACAGUUGAAACUUGCUUGGAAGACAGCUUCGCCUUGGGCAAAACUUACAUUAUUCCUUUGCAGUGCAGCUGCCCUGUGGACUUUGAGUUCCAGGUCACUCUGAUCCAGUCUCACCAAGCCUUUGUUAUUGAGCCAACAUCAGGAAUAAUUCCGGCUAAUGGGAAGAUGGAUGUGACCAUAAAGUUCACCCCCUUUCAGUAUGGCACUGCACAAAUCAAAAUGCAGUUACGGAUUUCACAGUUCAACUCUCAGCCGUAUGAAUGCAUCUUCACCGGGACGUGCUAUCCCAACCUGGCCCUACCAUUGAAAGAAUUUGAAAGAUUAAAUACUCUUUCUAAGAAGGGAAGCGUUCCUCCAGAAAAAACAAUGAGACAUAUAUGCUUUCACCAGCUACCAGCGAAGAGAGCCCCUCCAAAGAUGAAGGAAAUUGAGUACCAGAACCUGAGAUUCCCAGUCAAUCUAUCAAACCCAUUUGCCGUGGCUACGGUUUUAAACCAAGAACCAGGAAAACUGAGGAUUAAAGAAUUAAGAGAAGUUUUGGACCAAGGCACCGAGACGUCAAAAACAAGACAGAUGAAGGAGGCGCUCUUUGAACAGAAAGUCAGACAAGAUGCUUACGAAGAGAUGGAAAAUCACCUUAAGUGGCAGGUGCACCUUGGGAAGGAUCCUAUGUCCUUUAAAUAUAGAAAGGAGCUUACUGAGGAGCAGCAAAGAAUAUACACCAACUAUAAGCUAGAAAGAGGAGAUCCUAUAUUGGAAGAGGAAUUUCAGCGACUCAAGACAGAAGUUAACGAUAAACGGGUCAUUCGCAGCCUGGAAGAGAAUAUCAUAGAUUUGCAGCCUAAUUUUGAUCCACUCGUUAAUAAUAAUUGGAUCGACAGGUUCAGGGCACAAAGACGAUUUCAACAAGCAGCAUGCAAGAUCAUGCUGCAGCAACGGUUACUCAAAACACUAACUGCUCUCCGUAAAAUAGACAAAGAGAGUAUACUACGCGAUCUCUAUCAAGUAAGGCAAUCAUUAGCGCAAGACAAGCAUCCCUGCAGGUACCUUCAGUCAGGAACCAGUCAGGAGGAUUUCUCUUGCCAGUUCUCAGUGUCACCCAAGGAAGUGCUGCCCUUCACCUUCCCGUCCUACAACCCUCCCCAGGACUCCAACGAACUGGCUCCUGAUGGUAUUGGAUUGGUCCCAAUUAAGCCUUUGGAUGUACAGAUCAAGCAGAGUUAUUCUUUCUUCAAUUUGAAGGUUCCUCAGCUGUACAAAAUUAAGGGAUACCAGCCAUUCUCUAUCCAUGAGUCUUCAACAAGUUACAAAUCUCAAAAGCUCAGACGGCCCCUGAAGCAAGGAGCUGAGGAUGAAGUCACCACCAUCAUAGCACUUCCAAAGCAGAGCUCAACCUCUCCACUCUCUGGCAAGCCCUCAAUCUUGAGCAUGAAGCCACCUGAGAACUUGGGCAUGUCCCCGGACUAUGACCCACUAUAUAUCUUUAAUCCCAACCCGGGCUUAUUUGCCGUGAAGCACCCCCUGACCUACUCAGAAACGCUGAUAGAUUACCACCUGUGUACCCAUCCCAAGUACAAGUUCACCCACGAGGUGCACUGUGGCUCCAGCAUCCCUCUCACCCAGAAGCAGUUUCUCCAUCACACGGACAUUAUUCCUGGAAUCAUGCACUGGAAGAGAUUCCAAUCCCUGGCACUCUCAGCCCUGCCUGACCCGUCGAAGACAGAGACUACCCACAGCUGCGACUCCUAUAACCCCAUCAUGCUUCCUGUAGACGUCCCUGCCCCUCUGGAUGCCUUACCAGAAGAAGACAGACUGGAGGUUGUUGAAAGUGAGCUCUAUGAACACAGUACAGAAGUUAUGUUGACUCCAGAAAUGAUCCAAGCGGAAUUCUUCGUGCUGGACCACAAAGACACCAAGAAGUAAAGAAGUGAAAGACCAAACACAACCAGCAGAGAAGGCAGGAGAAAAGGUGCUUGAGGAGAUGAAGAAUCUGCAGAGCA